AUUUAAGUAUGGAUAACUUCGAUACUAGAAUGAUUAUUUCGCAUAAUGACACCCCUCCAAUGGACAGUAUUAUAACGGAUAACACACCAACAUGUAGUUUAAUUCCGCUUGGUUCAGAUAAAGAUAAUAAAGUUAAAUUAAACAAUUCACAGCUUUUGUCUACAGACGGUUGGGAGAAUUAUCAAAAAGACCUUAUACAGUUAUGUUUUGAAUUUUGGGAAGUAAACGAAACACAAGUCAAAGUAAACAAUAGUUUACAGUCUGAUUCAGUAAGUGAACUACAAACACCGUCGUCUUUAUUUGCCGAUAGUUAUCACAGAAAUGUCAAUAAAUUUGAAUCAAAAGCCACUAUUAACAAUGUUAUUAUUUCAGACAAAGUUCAUAACAAAGAAUGCGCUGAGAUUAAUGAUAAUUCUUUAAUAAAUAAAUACGAAGAUGACCCAGGUAUUCAAGAAUUUUCUAAAGCUAUAAAUAUUAAUUUAGAUGGGAUCACUAAUGAAAAUAGUUCAACAAUUCUUGACAACAGAGUAAAUAAAAGAACUAAAAAAAAAUUGAAAACAUUUUCUUUCUACAAAAAUACGAGCAAACAUGUCAAACCAUCUAAAAAAGUACAACCAGUAAUUUUUGAUGGUUAUACAUCAUGCACUCUAGAAGACUUGUGGAAAUAUAAAAAAUGGUUGGACUCAGUUGAUAAAGUUAAAAAAUAUAAUCCAGAUAUAGAUAUUAAAGAUGGAAAUAUCAAAGAAAAUAAAAAUUCUGAUAAAGUAAACUGUGAUAAAAUAAAUGAUUGCAAUACAUAUUCACUAGAUUUCGAAGCAAUAGAAAUGGAACAAAAAGUUCGAAAACUUGUUAAAUCAUUAAAUGAGAAGGAUAAAUUGUUCUCAAACAUAGGAAUAAAUGAGCAAUCAACUAAAUUUGGAUCGUCAAAUAAAUUUAAAUAUUUUUUUAAAAACGCUUUUCGAGGAACUCAGAAUGAAUUUGAUACCCAAAUUUUGGAUGAUUACACAAAAUUUAUCAAUCACAAAUUGCAUACAUGGCAGAGUUUAUUGAAUUGUUUAGAAGAUAUUAGACAAAGGAAGUCUUCUAAAAUUAAAAUGUGUAAUCCUUCGGAAGAUCCGAUUAAGUAUAGGUUUUCUGAAAUAAAUUACCACGAUUUUAAAGUAACGGAUGACUAUGAUGACAAUAAUUCCAAAUUUGUCGAAAUAAACGACAAUUUCAGUGAAAUGGGAAAGCUAAAAAAAAAUAAGUUUUUAAAAUUGCUUAACAAAACAAAAAGUACUAUGGAUAUGCGUACAUUAGUUAAACGGACUACAGAACGAAAUAGCAUAGAUAGUAUCCGAAUGAAUAAUUACCAAUGUACAUCGAACACAGUUAUCGAUGGUAAAUUACUUAAAAUGGACACUGAGAUUUUAAACAUGAAUAAAAAUAGGAAAUUUUCGGGCCGGAUUAGGAAAAGUUUAUCAGAUACCGAUAUACCAGUCAUGGCAUCAGAUUACGACAAAUCAAAACAAAUUGGAAAUAAAACCACCAGAAUUAACGGGAAAAAAAUAAUCACUGAAGCGUCGAUGACGGACGAAGAAUACAAUCGUCGUUGGGACGGCGUGACUAGAGAAUUGUGGGAGGAACGGCAGGAGUGCUUUCAGACGGCUGUGGCUCGUUUAGAGUACGUAGGGAGUACGUUUAAUGAACAAUGUCGAUUGGAUGGACUGAAAACCCUAUGCAAAGUAGACGUAUUGGCGGGCUUUGGAUAUUCAGCAGAAGCGGUCGACCUAUUUGUGUCCACGCUGCCAUUAAGUAUGAAUCCUGAUCUAAUGAUUCGAAAAGCCGAAGCAGCGUACGACUGGAGGUUUUUCUGUCAUCUUUCUAUGUGGCGUUAUUCCUAUAAAGAUUGAAAAAUGAAUUGACAUAUUAUAAACAUUGCUGGAUUACCUAUAGGUAUAUACUAUUAUACUAGUUGCCAUAACUCACUUAAGUCACUAUAUAAGGUAUCUCAUUUGUCGUUUGUAAAUAUUUAAUACUUUACCUACAAUCAAUAUACAUAAGUGUGAUUGUAUUAAUAACAAUUAUUAUACUAAUUAGCAUUAGAAAUAGUUUUUUUUUUACUUAUAAAUACGCCUCAACUGCUAUAAGGUUUAUUGGCGUUUCUGAUUAUAUUUUAUAAUUUAUACAAUUAUUAGCAAUAAUUAUUUAAUAUUUUUGGUUAAACUAUGUUUUGUCUUUUGUAUUUUGUAAUAAUUCUGUUUUAUAUUUAAAUUUAAAUCCAUCCAGUAUAUGCUAACAUAUAGCCAUAUAUAGCCAUAGGUACAUAUAAUAUAUUGUUAAACA
Messenger RNA from Metopolophium dirhodum (rose-grain aphid), 2325 nucleotides. RefSeq lists its product as uncharacterized. Bases 9 to 1892 code for a protein of 627 amino acids. The transcript has a single exon. NCBI's taxonomy places the organism in Eukaryota, Metazoa, Arthropoda, Insecta, Hemiptera, Aphididae. The record is from RefSeq and is a predicted model, not a curated record.